Molecule: messenger RNA, 4634 nt
Organism: Acipenser ruthenus (sterlet)
Lineage: Eukaryota; Metazoa; Chordata; Actinopteri; Acipenseriformes; Acipenseridae
Product: ABI gene family member 3
Exons: 11
Coding region: 1998-3527 (509 amino acids)
Cellular component (GO): lamellipodium
Molecular function (GO): SH3 domain binding
Source: RefSeq, a predicted model, not a curated record
UACCCCAGUUGUAAACGUUUCUUUUUAUAUUUUCCUUAAAAAAACUAAACAAAACAAACAAAAAAAAACAUACUGCUUGCUUGACACUUCCCGUUUAAUCAAACCAAUUCAUCAUGUUUGCGAAUAGAUACUACCUAAUUGUUUGCUCUAUUUAAAAGAAUCAGAAAUAACCUGUUAAAUCAUCGUUUAUCCUCCGUACAAUGCUCUGGAUAUCAGUAAAAUAAUUUGGUUUAUUUUAACUACAUUAGCAGUGAAUAUCUCUCACCAGCCAGCAGCAACGAAUGAAAAGCUUUUGUUUUUGUUGAGCUCCGUCUUGCCCAGCACAACACACCCCAGCACAAGUUUACAGCAAUUAUACAAAUGCAGCACAUGGAUUUAUCAUAUUUUCAGAAAAUAAACCCUAAAACUGGAUUUUAGGAAUGUUCUAACUGGAAUAAUGCUCAAGUUUGAACUACAACUGCUGUGUGAAAUCUCUGUUAUCCAAACUUAUUGGGAACAAUGUUACAAAUCAAUUAGCAUGUUCAAUCACAUUUUUACAUUUAAAUUCGUUUUUUCAUGAUUUUUUUUUCUCAAUGACAUGAGAGCAGGAGAUCACCAGAAUGCUGAGGCUGUGUGGUCCAGUGGUUAAAGAAAAGGGUUUGUAACCAGGAGGUCCCCGAUUCAGAUCUCACCUCAGCCACUGACUCAUUGUGUGACCCUGAGCAAGUCACUUAACCUCCUUGAGCUCCGUCUUUCGGGUGAGAUGUAAUUGUAAAUGACUCUGCAGUUGAUGCGUAGUUCACACACCCUAGUCUCUGUAAGUCGCCUUGGAUAAAGGUGUCUGCUAAAUAAAUAAAAUAAGUCAGGAUAGUUUACUGUAUUGGGGCAAUCCCAGUGUUAUGGAUUUGGCAUUUACACACAACAUGUAACUGUAUAACCAUAGACUAUCCCUUAAUGAAUUUAAUUAACACGGUUGAGUAAAAUUAAAACAUUGCUUUUUAAAGCCCGUCCUGGACAGUGUUUUUGGAGCUACCCAAUGAUGAUCCUGUUAAGCAUGGAUGGGAGAGGAAAGGACAAACAUUACGGUAUAUUCCCAAAAGUCUAUGAUUUGUGGGACCUCCACCCAGAAUAAUGUAAUUUUCUAAGAAGCACUUGGCUGCUCCCCACAAUCAUAUUAUAAUGUAUCGCAUCAUUAUUAUUUUUAUUUUAAUGGCACAGCCUAAAGUCCAGUAUUAUGGAUGCGAUGGUGUCUGAACUGCAAAAGAUUCAAAAAUCUUUAAAUGGGCCAGGGUAACAUAGUUUGUCAUCUGAAACCUAAACAAAUUGAAUUCAGGACAGAAUUAUGAAAGUCAAUUUAAGGUUCAACCUGUAUUUACAUGUCUUAAAAAAAAUCCUAUCCACUGCAGUGAGCAUGUAGCAUCUUUAGAAAGCAUUGUGAAUUAGGUCAAAGCAUCAUAUUUUAGUUUUAAAGCAUUAUGUAAUAGCUAUGCCUAGGUCUUCAGAAAUGUUUUCACAGAUCUUUCCUAGCACAACAGCAUUCUGAAGUGUCACAUGCUUACAAGACUAGUAAGAACCUGAAACAAGAAUGUGUACUAAAGAAUGUGCAUGGCAAGUUUCAUCACUACUGAUGAACGAUACUGAAGUUAGAGAGGGACAAUUAGCCUUCUGACUUAUUUAUAUGAGUUUUAUAACACACAGUACUACCCAUUUCUAUUGCACAUUGGAGUUUUAAAACUUUGAUGUCAAAUUUGUGUGUGUGUGUGAGUGUGGGCGAUGUGAAACCUCAGAUCUCAAAUUAAGAAUGAGACUGUUCCUUUAAAAAUAACUUGCCUCUUGAGGCGGAGACUAAAGACCCAGUUUAAAAAGAGGUUUGUUUUUUUCACACUGAAUACCAAGCUGUAGCUGCUUCUCUUUUAUUCAGUUUGAGGCCCAGCGGGUUGAGCUGUGCUGCUUCUGUUUUCUUGUUGGUUUGUUUUUUUUCCGAUGUUCACACAUUGCAGAGCACAGGCCAGGACAACAUGAAUGACCAGAACAACACUGAGGAGAUGCAGAGGAUAUUUCAGGAGGCCCCUGCAGCCAGACAGUGUCUCCUGGACAACUACAGCAACCUGCACAAGGUAGCCGAGUACUGUGAGAGCAACUACUUGCAGGGGGAAGACCAGGCAAAGGCCCUGGAGGAGACGAAAGCCUUCACUGCCCAAUCCCUGGCCAGCGUGGCGUACCAGAUCAGCACCCUCGCCACCAGCGUGCUCAAACUGCUGGACGUACAGACUGACGAGCUGAGCAGGAUGGAGUCUUCUGUGAACCUCGUCACGCAGAUAGUGGAUAUGCACCGGGAAAAGGUGGCCCGGCGGGAAAUUGGUGCCUUCACCACCGCCAAGAAAGUCCCUCGGAACCAGAAAAUCAUUCCGCCCACUAGCCAGGAGCCAAGAGGCAGGUACAUCCGGAAUCCCAUUACCUACUCGUCGCUGGACACCAUCGGGCAUGGCGUGAAGGGCACGGGUAAGCAGCUGGGCAGAACUGGCACCAUGAACAAGAAGCAAUCAAUUAACAACAGAGAGGCCCAGGGAACACUGGGGAGGAGUUCUCGAGCCCCUGAACCUGUUCUGUGUCCUGUCGUCCCAUCACUGUCCCGCGGACCGUCCAUGUCCUCCCUCAAUGACCGUUCCACUGGUUCCAGUUUUGGGAUCGCUGUGCCCCCGCCUUCAGUGCCUGCCUUCAUUGUACCAGACAUCCCGCCACCUGUCCUGGAGGAGUGCCCGCUGCCCCCUCCCCUGGAUAUGCCCCUUCCUCCCCCAGCCCCACCCCUGAAUAUCCCCCCACCACCUCCGCUAGCCCCCACUAUCCCAUCAGUCCUUGCUCCAGCUCCAGCACCUCCUCCUCCGGCACCGCCACUCUUAACAGGAGAGCAUAGUUUCCCUCCACCUAUGAUGUCAGACCUUCUCCCACCUCCAAUGGCUGACGGCCUACCAGCACCACCCCCUCUCCCGUCCAAUGGGCUCAGUUCAGCCUCCUCUCCUCAAUGCUUUCAGCUCCACUCUAAAAGGCUGAGAGGGCAUCGCUACUCUACCAUCUCCCGCCAAGCCCGUUUGGGGCGCCUGGGUCUCUCCCUGCGCUCACUGCACCUCCAGGGGCACACCCUUUCCCUCAUCUCCCCGCACGCAUUGAUCAUUCCACCCCCACCUCCCUACCCUCCCCCUCUAGCCCCGCUCCCCCCACAGAUAAACCUCACUGGGUUCGCCACCCACUUUCAACAAAUUGAGGUAGAUUUCCAAGCCCCUCCCCCACCCCCGGAGAUGUACUCCGAGUUUGAUGACUGCAGUCCGCCCCCCCCUCCCCCAGUGGACUAUGAUGUUGGCGCUCCUCCCAAUUACAUGGAAAAGGUGGUUGCGCUGUAUGCCUACAACACAGACAAGGCUGACGAGCUCUCGUUUGAAGCGGGUGAAGUUAUUUAUGUCAUCAGGAAGAACGCCGAUGGGUGGUACGAAGGAGUCCUGAACGGCGUGGAAGGAUUCUUUCCUGAAAACUAUGUGGUGCAGGCCAGUUAACAGCGCAGCUUGGAGACCCACAGCCGGGCAAGGGAACUGACCUGCUAGAGAAUGGAAACAAACUGAGCAGUCAACAAAUCCUGCUGCUCGAUUAAGCGCAUAAGUCUAGACUGUGAAAGAAUGUAGUCAUUAGACACCAACCGCUGGUUUCACAGACCAGGAUUAUUCUUGGGUUACUUUACCUAAGAUAACACAGGGUACUCCAUGAUUAAGCAGGGUUUGUGAAACUAGCCGUAAGAAUUCAUAUCACUGUGUAAAGGCAUUGCUUAAAAAACUUUUCUUAAAAAAGAAAAAAACUUUGCAGAAGUACAGACUGGACUUUUUCAGUAUAUUUUAUUUGUUAUUAUGAAUUUAUGCUAUGAAUCAUGUUUUUUUUUUUAAAAAAGGUCAUUAAGUUAUGUAGGGAAGGAGUACAAUCAGAGAAGAAAGGAGCCUUGCAAACUGUUAUUAAUGUUUGUGUUAAUUACUAAAUGACAAUGAGUAAUAAGGAAUGGUGUUCAAUGUGUAGCAAAUUAUGUCCAGUUACUAUUUGCUUUUGAGCCGAUAACAUUAUUUUAUUUCCUAUCUUGUUACAUUCUGCCAAGGGGUAACUAUUUAUUAGUUGCUUAUUAACUAUUCAACAUGUAAUGCAUUUCCUCUGUGCAGUAUUAUUUUUAUUAUCACAUGAUUUACUUUGUGACUAACAUAUAAGUCAAAGGAUAGUCAAGGAACUUUGAGACCGUUUGACUGGAUUCAUUCUUUCAUUUUGAUGUAAAAUGUUUAAACUUUUAUUGUUGAGAAGCAGAGCCGAUAACCCAUGCUUAUAAAGAAUCCAUAAUUGUUAUUAAUACCAUUUAAUAUGUUAUAUGUAUUUUAAAUUGUUUGCACUUUUGAAUGGGACGUUAGCAUUAAUGGAUUAAUACAUAGCACUUAGCACCCCCUGGUGGCUGUAUAUUAAAGACAUUCAGAGUUUAUUUAAAGGGAAUGUGAGAUCAAAAUGUUCUGCUUUUUAAAUAUAUAUCAUUCAUUUUGUAACCCAUUACAUGCAACAGGCAACUACAGAAAAAAAAGUAAUUGGCUCAUACAUUACAAAUAAUAAAAAUUCUACUGUAGUGCAUUUGUUUUUGA